GGAUUGGAAGUGGUCUUUGACUCUUGUCACCCGGCCAGGUGACGCGUCUGGAGCACACCUGGGCGACAUUACGCCAGCGGCACACAGAGGGCGCCAUUCUCUACCAGAAAACUCUGCGGCCCUUCAUGAUGAGGCUGAAUGAAGGCAAAGAAAGCUGUCCUCUGUCCAGCACCAGCUUCCCGCACGUCCUGCCCCUCCUUUACCUGCUGGAGAGAGGCGUGGCGCUGGGCGAGGGGGCGGAGCCUUGGGAGACGGCGGAGGACGGCGUGGACGUGGUCAUGUUGCAUCUCGAGGCGGCCAGGACCGUGGCACAACUAGGCGACGUCUACAGGUCCAACGCUGAGAGCAAACUGCAAGGUUUCCAGGAGCAGGACGACAUCUUGGAAGUGUUCCAGACCGACUUCCAGAUGAGGCUACUGUGGGGGAGCAGGGGCGCCGUGGAGAGCCAGGCGCCGCGCUACGCCAAAUUCCAGCAGGUGCUGACGGCUUUGUCCAACAGGCUGGAGCCACCCGCGCCCCAGGCCACAAAAACCUGGCUUGGGACUCCCGCCAAGACAUCAAUACGCCGUUUUUUAGACGGUCCCCACAAGGUCUGUUCCCAUGACUCGAGUGUGUGAAGUGUCAAACAUGCAAUAUGCCGUUUUUUAGACGGUCCCCACAAGGUCUGUUCCCAUGACUCGAGUGUGUGAAGUGUCAAACAUGCAAUGUGCCGUUUUUUAGACGGUCCCCACAAGGUCUGUUCCCGUGACUCGAGUGUGUGAAGUGUCAAACAUACAAUAUGCCGUUUUUUAGACGGUCCCCACAAGGUCUGUUCCCAUGACUCGAGUGUGUGAAGUGUCAAACAUGCAAUAUGCCUUUUUUUAGACGGUCCCCACAAGGUCUGUUCCCAUGACUCGAGUGUGUGAAGUGUCAAACAUGCAAUAUGCCGUUUUUUAGACGGUCCCCACAAGGUCCGAUCUCAUGACUAGAGUGUGUAAAGUGUCAAACAUGCAAUAUGCCUUUUUUUAGACGGUCCCCACAAGGUCCGAUCUCAUGACUAGAGUGUGUAAAGUGUCAAACAUGCAAUAUGCCUUUUUUUAGACGGUCCCCACAAGGUCUGUUCCCAUGACUCGAGUGUGUGAAGUGUCAAACAUGCAAUAUGCCUUUUUUUAGACGGUCCCCACAAGGUCCGAUCUCAUGACUAGAGUGUGUAAAGUGUCAAACAUGCAAUAUGCCUUUUUUUAGACGGUCCCCACAAGGUCCGAUCUCAUGACUAGAGUGUGUAAAGUGUCAAACAUGCAAUAUGCCUUUUUUUAGACGGUCCCCACAAGGUCCGAUCUCAUGACUCGAGUGUGUAAAGUGUCAAACAUGCAAUAUGCUGUUUUUUAGACGGUCCCCACAAGGUCUGUUCCCAUGACUCGAGUGUGUGAAGUGUCAAACAUGCAAUAUGCCGUUUUUUAGACGGUCCCCACAAGGUCUGUUCCCAUGACUCGAGUGUGUGAAGUGUCAAACAUGCAAUAUGCCGUUUUUUAGACGGUCCCCACAAGCUCCGUUCCCCCAGAAGGUGUGUGAAGUGUCCAACAUGGGUACUCACAAGAAACUGUUUGUUCUCUGGGAUCCCGAGUGAGGGUGUGGUCCUCGGCUGUCACGUGACGUCCGGAGAACGUUGCAGACCGCACGUUCUAGCGCAGAACUUUGUCGAGCAUGUUUGUUGACGUUGUGAAGGCUGGACCUCCACGACACGCCAACAGUAUCGCAUUAUUCCCGAAACGUAAUCCUACAUUCCUUUAGCAUGUGACUAUUGGAACAGUAAGCAUACUUGCAAGAAAGAGAUAUGUCUAAAAACUCAUGAAUUUAAGGUUUAUAUAAAUACAUUAGCAAAAAUGUUUGCAUAAAACAUUAGCAUGCUAACAUUAGUGUGUUAUUUCAGGAACAGUUAACAUACUUGCAAGAAGGAGUCGCCAUAGAAAUUUUGAUGGGCCUGCUAUCUGUGCGUUGAACCUCUGGCCCCGAGGUUGAUUGACACUCAAAAGCUAUCAUAAAACGUUAGCGUGUUACAGUAGGUACGGUUAGCACACUUGCAAGAAGAAGAUAUGUCCCAAAACCCAUUAGUUUUAGGUUAACACAUAUAUAAUUAGCAACAUGUUAGCAUCAAAUGUGAGCACGCUAACAGUUAGGAACAGUUAGCAUAUUUGCAAGAAAGAGAUAUGUCUCAAAACCCAUGAAUUUUAGGUUUAUACAAAUAAAUUAGCAAUUUUUUUAGCAUAAAACAUUAGCAUGUUAAUGUUAGCGUGUUAUAAUAGGUACAGUUAGCAUACUUGCAAGAAGGAGUCUGUAGAAAUGUUGAUGGGCCUGCUAUCUGUGCUGUCAGUCUCUGGCCCCCAGUUUGAUUGAUGCUAAACAGCUAGCAUACAACGUUAGCGUGUUAUAAUAUGUACGGGUAGCAUACUUGCAAGAUUUAUCUCAAAACCCAUGAAUUUUAGGUUUAAACAAAUAAAUUAGCAAAAAUGUUUGCAUAAAACAUUAGCAUGCUAAGGUUAGCGUGUUAUAAUCCAAACAGUUAGCAUACUUGCAAGGAGUCUCUGUAGAAAUGUAAACAAAAGGUUUAUGUUUGAAUCCCAAAGUGAAAGUGAACACUGGUCUUAUUUUUUUUUUUCUCAAUUAUUUAACAAACAAAACAAGUUUAAUAACAUUUUAUUAAGGGAAUAAAAGUGUCUUUUUUUAGACAUUUGUGUCAUUUUAACAUCAUUAUGUGAUUUUCACGGACUGAUGACUUGUCAAAGGAAUAAAAACACAUUAACACAAA
This is a messenger RNA of Nerophis ophidion (straightnose pipefish), 2785 nucleotides long. Its product is annotated as SH2 domain-containing protein 3C-like. Gene Ontology annotation, biological process: positive regulation of peptidyl-serine phosphorylation; small GTPase-mediated signal transduction. The coding region runs from base 126 to 617 and encodes 163 amino acids. NCBI's taxonomy places the organism in Eukaryota, Metazoa, Chordata, Actinopteri, Syngnathiformes, Syngnathidae. Gene Ontology annotation, molecular function: guanyl-nucleotide exchange factor activity. The transcript is spliced from 3 exons. The record is from RefSeq and is a predicted model, not a curated record.